GGUGCAGCGGAUGAGGCAGUUCUGGAGAACAUGAGAAAUGAGGAGUAUGAGAUCUGGAAGAAAAACACUCCAUUCCUGUAUGACCUCAUUAUGUCCCAUGCAUUGGAGUGGCCUAGCCUCACAGUUCAGUGGAUGCCUGAGGUCACAAAGCCAGAUGGGGAGGAUUACAAUGUGCAGCAGUUGCUUUUGGGGACUCACACAACUGAUGAGCAGAAUCACCUGGUCAUUGCAAGUGUCCAUAUGCCAAACGACGAUUACGAGGCUGAGGUCUCAGAGUAUGAUGGUGAAAAAGGGGAAUUUGGAGGCUUUGGCUCAAUGAUUGGCAAGUUUGAGAUAGAAACCAAGAUUAACCAUGAGGGAGAGGUGAACCGUGCCCGCUACAUGCCCCAGAACCCCUCCAUUAUUGCCACCAAGAGUCCCUCCUCAGAGGUGCUAGUGUUUGACUGCACCAAACACACCUCAAAGCCAGAUCCAUCUGGAGAGUGUCGGCCUGAAAUGCGUCUCAGAGGUCAUACGAAAGAAGGCUAUGGUAUUUCCUGGAAUGAAAAUGUGCUUGGCAGCCUGAUUAGUGCAUCUGAUGACCAUACAGUUUGCCUGUGGAAUCUUUGUAGUAUACCCACGGGGGAUGGGCUUGAUCCCAUUUCAACCUUUACCGGUCACACUGAUGUGGUGGAAGACGUUGCCUGGCACUUAGUCCACGAAUCACUGUUUGGAUCUGUAUCACAUGACAGGAAGUUCAUGCUUUGGGAUACCCGUGAAAGCAGCACUGUCAAACCCACCCAUUCAAUAAAUGCUCACAAAGAAGAGGUCAACUGUCUGUCAUUUAACCCAUUCAGCGAAGUUUACGUCGCCACCGGCUCUGCAGACAAGACGGUAGCUCUCUUUGACUUGAGAAACCCAAAGGUGAAGCUUCAUUCCUUGGAGUCACACAAGGAUGAGAUCUUCCAGGUCCAGUGGUCACCCCAUAAUGAGACCAUACUGGCAUCCAGUGGAAGCGACGGCAGCAUCAUCAUUUGGGACCUCAGUAAAAUCGGAGAGGAACAGUCAGCAGAAGAUGCAGCGGAUGGCCCAGCUGAGCUACUGUUUGUUCAUGGAGGCCACACAGCCAAAGUCUCUGACUUUUGCUGGAACGCCAAAGAGCGAUGGGUCAUGUGCUCCGUUUCUGAAGACAACAUCCUGCAAAUAUGGCAAAUGGCUGAAGAACUCCACCAGAGUCAUCGUUAA
This is a messenger RNA of Sphaeramia orbicularis (orbiculate cardinalfish), 1224 nucleotides long. It is a transcript of the gene rbbp4, whose product is annotated as retinoblastoma binding protein 4. The record is from RefSeq and is a predicted model, not a curated record. The transcript has 12 exons. Gene Ontology annotation, molecular function: protein binding. NCBI's taxonomy places the organism in Eukaryota, Metazoa, Chordata, Actinopteri, Kurtiformes, Apogonidae. Bases 31 to 1224 code for a protein of 397 amino acids.